CGACUUCCGGUGUGUUAAAGCAAGGCAAGGAGAGUUCCGGGUGUAAAGGGCGAGAGGAGGAGCGGACAGAAGCGGGGACGGCACUUUAUCACUCACAAUCUGGUGUAAAGCAUGGAUGCUUCACGAGAAGCUGCUUCCCAGAACCUCUCUAACCCCACAGAUGAGAAUUACUUUGUGACUUACACAUUUACAGACCGCUCCCACAGCAGCCGGGUGGCCCAAAGCAUCAUGAAGCUGUGUAUGGAGGAGGAGCUGUUUGCCGAUGUCACCAUCCUAGUAGAUGGAAAGGAAUUCCAGCUGCACCGACUUGUCCUCUCUGCUCAGAGCUGCUUCUUCCGCUCUAUGUUUGCGUCCAAUUUAAAAGAGGGCCGCAACCGUGUCAUCCAGCUUCAGGACGUCAGCGAGAGCGUUUUCCAGCUGCUGGUGGAUUACAUUUAUCAUGGAACGGUGAAGCUGAGGCUGGAGGAGCUACAAGAAACAUAUGAGGUGGCUGAUAUGUACCAGUUGACGUCUUUAUUUGAGGAGUGCUCUCGUUUCCUGGUGAGGACGGUGCAGGUGAAGAACUGCCUGCAGAUCAUGUGGCUGGCAGACCAGCACAGUGACACGGCACUCUAUACCGCGGCUAAACACUGUGCCAAAACCCACCUGUCACAGCUGUUGGACACCGAAGAGUUUCUGAACUUACCCAUACGGCUUCUGACGGACAUCCUCGCAGAUGGAGUUCCCUGUUCUCAGAAUCCCACCUCUGCUAUAAAGAACUGGAUCCACUACAACAAAGAAGAGAGGGAGGAGUUUUCUGAAAUUCUGCUAUCUAGUCUGAAGGAAAUUGGUGAAAAUGUGCACAUUUAUCUGAUUGGUAAGGAGGAGUCUCGCACGCACUCCAUUGCAGUCUCACUACAUUGUGCGCAGGAUGACUCCAUAAGUGUCAGUGGACAGAACAGUCUGUGUCACCAGAUAACAGCGGCCUGCAAGCACGGGGCCGACCUGUAUGUGGUAGGGGGCUCCAUCCCCAGGCGAAUGUGGAAGUGUAACAUGGAGACCAUGGAUUGGGAGCGCUGCGCUCCUCUGCCUAGAGACCGUCUACAACACACGCUGGUGUCUGUCCUCAGCAAGGACGCCAUCUACUCCCUCGGAGGAAAGACGUUGCAGGAUUCUCUCUCCAACGUGGUCAUUUACUAUCGAGUACAAGAUAAUGUAUGGACGGAAACCAGCCAAUUGGAGGUUUCUAUCUCAGGUGCUGCCGGCGUAAACCUCAAUGGGCUCAUCUACUUAUUUGGAGGUGAGGAGAACGACCUGGACUUUUUUACCAAGCCCUCGCGCCUCAUUCAGUGUUUUGACACCAACACUGAAAAGUGCCACGUGAAACCGUACCUGCUGCCUUUUGCCGGACGCAUGCACGCCGCCGUUCAUAAGGACUUGGUGUUCAUUGUAGCAGAGGGAGACUCGCUGGUGUGCUACAACCCUCUCCUGGACAGCUUCACGCGGCUCUGCCUCCCUGAUGUGUGGAGCUCUCGACCCUCGCUCUGGAAAAUCGCCAGCUGCAACGGUUGCAUCUAUGUGUUCCGCGACCAGUACAAGAAAGGUGAUGCCAACACGUUCAAACUCAAUCCCGCCACGUCCGUGGUGACGGUAACAAGUGGCAUUCGCUUCCUGCUUACCAACCUUCAGUUCUUGUUGGCGUAAGGCCUGUAUUGGGAGUGUAAGUGUAGACAGAGGUGCAGGCAGUCGAUUCGACAAGCCAUGAUCUCGCUAGCAGGAAGGUCAUGACACCUCAGCUGUAAGAAUCGCGGAGAAAACAAUCGAACGAAUGUGAAUAUAUUGGUGGGACCAACAGUGUAAUACAGUGGGCUGCUGAACCAG
Molecule: messenger RNA, 1860 nt
Organism: Rana temporaria (common frog)
Lineage: Eukaryota; Metazoa; Chordata; Amphibia; Anura; Ranidae
Gene: KBTBD4
Product: kelch repeat and BTB domain containing 4
Exons: 4
Coding region: 112-1683 (523 amino acids)
Molecular function (GO): protein binding
Source: RefSeq, a predicted model, not a curated record